AUGGAGUUCGGUAUAUCCGGAGUCGACUGUAAUGCUUCUAGUUUGGAAGAAAAAACGCGGCGGUGGAGAAAUGACGCUUACUUUAAGAACUUAUACGAAACUGCUGUGUUUUGGGGAAAUAAAGUUAUGACCAUGACAGGCGACUCAAACGACGUGCUUUGGUUGGCGCAAGUGCAUUAUAACAUGGGUCAAUAUGUCAGGGCACUAAAUUUAAUAUGGAACCUUAUAGAUUCGAGCGUUGUAUGCCGAUUUCUAGCUGCAAAGUGUUGCAUUAAAAUGGAGAAGUAUCAAGAAGCAUUAGAUAUUCUUGGUGAUGAAAAUCCAUUUCUUGAUGGAGAUUAUAGUUCGGUUGACAAAAAUGUUGAAGGAGGGAUUAGUCUUGAAGCAUCUAUUUGCUAUCUGCGCGGGGUUGCGUAUUCUCAACAGUCCGACCUAGAUAAUGCCAAAAAAUGGUUUAAAAAAGCGUUGGAAAUAGAUGUUAAAUGUUUUGAAGCAUUUAAUGAACUAGUUAUAAAUCAUAUGAUGACAAGUAAGGAAGAAUGGGACUUUAUUCAUUCAUUAAGGUUCGAUGAACAAUUAGAAAAUGAAGAAGCCUAUUUUAUUAAAAUGAACUAUGUGUCAAUGUUAAAAAAGUUUGAACACGUAGCCGAAAUUCAAGAAGCACGAUCAGAACUGGAAAAUAAAUAUCAUCUUUCAAACAAUGCAGACGUCUUAUUGAGUCGUGCAGAUGAAUUAUAUACACAAUGUCGAUUCAAAGAAUGCCUUGAAGUCACAACUAAAUUGCUUGAACUUGAUAUGUACAACCAAGCGUGUCUUCCUAUCCAUAUUGUAUGUCUCCACGAGUUACGUGAGAAAAAUAGAUUAUUCUUGUUUGCUCAUGAACUUGUUGAACAUUCUCCGGAUAAAGCAGUCACAUGGUUUAGUCAAAAUACAACUAAAAGAUACGUUCUAAACAAUACAAUUGUUAUUAGCAAGGCAUCUACUAUGGAUUCUCAUUAUGGGCCAGCGUGGGUAGGAUUUGGGCAUACUUUCUCUAUAGAAUCAGAGCAUGAUCAAGCAAUAACAGCGUAUUCUACAGCCGCAAAACUAUAUCCAGGUUCACAUCUCCCAACUCUUUUCAUUGGAAUGCAACAUCUUCAAGCCAAAAACCUUUUAUCAGCAGAAGAAUAUUUAUUAACAAGCUCCCAAAUCUGUGAGAGUGAUCCAUUGGUAUUAAACGAGUUGGGUGCGCUAUAUUUUCAAAAACUUCAGUACGAUCAAUCAGUCGAUUACUUUAAAAAAGCACUUGCGAUCGCAGAGGAAACAAAGUGUCGGCCACAAGUAUGGGAAACAAUCUGGGUUAAUCUUGGCCAUGCUUUUAGACAGUUGGGUGAAUUGGAUAUUGCUGAAUCGUAUUUCCAAAAAGUAGUGUCUAUGUCACCACCAAAUUCGGAUGCAUUAACUGCACUAGGAUACAUUUAUCAUGUAAAGGAAGAAUUUGAAGAGGCGGUUAUGUAUUAUCAUGAGGCAUUGGGUAUAUGUCCUUAUGAUCCUAUAACACAUGAUCUUUUGGGAGCAU
Messenger RNA from Scutellospora calospora, 1558 nucleotides. The record is from the annotation of a GenBank genome assembly. Lineage: Eukaryota; Fungi; Glomeromycota; Glomeromycetes; Diversisporales; Gigasporaceae.